Molecule: messenger RNA, 559 nt
Organism: Dacryopinax primogenitus
Lineage: Eukaryota; Fungi; Basidiomycota; Dacrymycetes; Dacrymycetales; Dacrymycetaceae
Exons: 6
Coding region: 1-384 (127 amino acids)
Biological process (GO): microtubule-based movement
Cellular component (GO): cytoplasm; cytoplasmic dynein complex
Molecular function (GO): dynein intermediate chain binding
Source: RefSeq, a predicted model, not a curated record
AUGACACAACGCGUAGUAUCACCAUCCAAUGCUCGUUCCGCACAACCCAGUCCAAGGCCAAAAUUCGACGUCGAGCAGAUCAAGCCAUACAUGAAGAAACUACUGGCUAGCACACUGCAGGGAGCGCAAUGGGAGGCAAGGGAAAAACAAAAGAUUCGAGGAUGGUGUAAUGAGAUCAGUGAGAGAGUGAAGGACAGGAUGUUGGAGGUUGAACCACGAGGCUUCAAAUAUCUUGUCACAACACAAAUAUACGAGAAUCUUGGACAGGGUGGACUGGCAAGUCUGGUCUCACACUGGGAAGACUCAGAUACGGUCACACAAGAGAUGUUCAGUAAUGACUCCCUAAUAUGUGUCUGUCUCGCCUACGCCAUCCGCACCGCCUGACUGACCCUCCGGACCGCGUUUCUCUCCAACUCUCGCUCUCAUGGGUUUCUCGGGCCGGUUCCAACUGUAUGACUAGCAUUCCUGCAUCCUUUGCUAUACCCGCCAUUUGGUACUUUCGGUGCUUUCGGUUUUUCUAUGGGAUAUGUAGGCAUUAUACGGUAUGAAAUGGUGUACG